Molecule: messenger RNA, 2630 nt
Organism: Anguilla rostrata (American eel)
Lineage: Eukaryota; Metazoa; Chordata; Actinopteri; Anguilliformes; Anguillidae
Product: BTB/POZ domain-containing protein 2-like
Exons: 10
Coding region: 29-1804 (591 amino acids)
Biological process (GO): neurogenesis
Cellular component (GO): P-body; cytosol
Molecular function (GO): protein binding
Source: RefSeq, a predicted model, not a curated record
GUUCUUCGUCCGGCCCGUGUUUUGGGCGAUGCACUGUUGUGCGUAUUUAUUUCACCUCGCUCCGCAGUGCUCUCAAUCCAAAAUGGCUGCAGGAGAGAACAACAGUAGACCUCCGUGUCUCAGUUUCUCCAGCCCCGGGCCUCUAGGCAACGUUCAGCCGAGCAACAGCGCUCAUUCUGCGGCUGCCACCAACGGGGGGUUAGGGGGACCGACCGGUGGGGCGCAAAGUGGAGCUCGGAGGACGAACCCGCAACCGGGGCCUGGCGCCGUCGAAGGCGCCGGUGCCGCAGUAGGGGCCUCGCCGAACGCGCAGAACUGUAACCCGCAGGCGGCGGCUCAGAGCGCCGCGGUCGCAGCCACGGCCGCUGGAGGGAUGGCUACCUCGGCGAUGAACAUGACACCGACAUCGAACGCAUCCGCGGCGGCGGCAGGACUGGCAGCUCAUUCGGCGCUUUCUAGCGCACCAGCGGCAGCCGCGGCCGUGUUGGUGUACCGGGAGCCCGUGUAUAACUGGCAAGCCACGAAAAGCACCGUUAAGGAGAGGUUUGCGUUUCUCUUCAACAACGAGGUGCUGAGUGAUGUGCACUUUUUAGUAGGCAAGGGGAUGGGAGUCCAGCGAAUUCCAGCGCACAGGUUUGUGCUGGCGGUAGGCAGCGCCGUGUUCGACGCGAUGUUCAACGGAGGGAUGGCCACGACCUCUACAGAGAUCGAGCUGCCCGACGUGGAGCCCGCGGCCUUCCUCGCGCUGCUGAAAUUCCUGUACUCUGACGACGUGCAGAUCGGGCCGGAAACGGUGAUGACCACCCUGUACACGGCCAAGAAGUACGCAGUGCCCGCGCUCGAGGCCCACUGCGUGGAGUUCCUGAAGAAGAACCUGCGCGCGGAUAACGCCUUCAUGCUCCUCACGCAGGCACGGCUGUUUGACGAGCCCCAGCUGGCCAGCCUGUGCCUGGAGAACAUCGAUAAGAACACCGGCGACGCCCUGGCGGCAGAGGGCUUCACCGACAUCGACCUGGACACGCUGGUGGCGGUGCUGGAGCGGGACACGCUGGGCGUGCGGGAGGUGCGCCUCUUCGCCGCGGCGGUGCGGUGGGCGGAGUCAGAGGCGCAGCGGCAGCAGCUGCAGCCCACGGCGGAGAACAAGCGGCGGGUCCUGGGGAGGGCGCUGACCCUCAUCCGCUUCCCCCUGAUGACCAUCGAGGAGUUCGCCGCGGGCCCGGCGCAGUCGAGCAUCCUGACGGACAGGGAGGUGGUGAGCCUGUUCCUGCACUUCACGGUGAACCCCAAGCCGCGGGUGGAGUUCAUCGACCGGCCGCGCUGCUGCCUGCGGGGCAAGGAGUGCAGCAUCACGCGCUUCGGCCAGGUGGAGAGCCGCUGGGGCUACAGCGGGACCAGCGACCGCAUCCGGUUCUCGGUGAACCGGAGGAUAUUCGUGGUGGGGUUCGGGCUCUACGGGUCCAUACACGGCCCCACAGAUUACCAGGUCAACAUCCAGAUCAUCCACACAGACAGUAACACGGUCCUGGGACAGAAUGACACGGGGUUCAGCUGUGACGGGUUGCCCAGCACCUUCCGCGUGAUGUUCAAGGAGCCGGUGGAGAUCCUGCCCAACGUCAACUACACGGCGUGCGCCACCCUGAAGGGCCCGGACUCGCACUACGGCACGAAGGGCAUGCGCAAGGUGACGCACGAGUCGGCCGCCAGCGGCGUCAAGACCUGCUUCACCUUCUGCUACGCCGCCGGCAACAACAACGGCACCUCCGUGGAGGACGGACAGAUCCCCGAGGUCAUCUUCUACACAUAAUGACCCCUGACCCCUGACCCCUGGGUGGGGCGGGGGUGGGCUGGGAGGGGAGGGGAGGGGAGGGGAGGGGGGAGGGGACAGGGGCCAGGACUGGGGUAGGGGCAGGGUGGUGAAAACAUCGUCUGGUGACAUCAUCGUCCGGUGACAUCUUGCUGGCUGCUGAUUGGACGCCGCUGUGUACAGCCGAGGCGAACGGUGACGGCGAGCGGCCGAGCGGACAGGAAGUGGCCGCGUCGCCGCUGACUGGAAGCCGCCGGUUUGGGCGAGACCCUCAAGGAGAGCGCGAGGACGCUGACGCUACCCGGCGGGUCGGCAGGCUUGAGCCGCUCUGAUUGGCCGGUCGCUGACAGACACUGACCCCGGUCUCUCUCUCUCUCUCUCUCUCUCUCUCUCUGUUCCUCGCUCGUUUGAAAGGAGGACUCUCUCGCUCUUUCACGCAGCACUUGGCGGUAGGUUUCCUGGUGGAGGGGCGUGCCGUGCCACAGAGGUGGCGUAAGCUAAACUAACCCUGUCCUCGCGUAGUUCCCCAGCUAGCUAAACAAACGAUUUCUGGAUCAUUCCAUGAGUUCCUUUAACUUGUGGAAGCUGGACUUUAAAGUGUGCAUCAGCCUGCUUUUUGGGGCGGGCGGGCGGGCCGGGGGCGGGGCGUUACCUGACAUACCUGAAGAAACUCUAAACAAGGAUGUGAUUAAACAAUAUGAACUCAACAUGUUAAAGCAAGCUUGGUCUUAAUCAGUCUUCCUUUUCCAUCACUGUUCAGGUUCACGUUAACUUGUUUUUCACUCGGUGAACCUGGAUUUCACAGUGGAUUAAAAAAAAUGAUAAU